AUACAAGGCAACGUUAACGGAAUUCAUCUGCUGAAUCUGAUGUCUAACACAUACAUGGCUCCAGAGGCAAUUGUUGGACAUUCAUCUGCAGAAUCUGAUGUCUACAGUUUUGGUGCGUUAGUCGUGGAGAUAGUAAGUGGACAAGAAAUUAGUAGUUUGGCUUCCGAAAAGCUAAAUGAUAAGGAUCUUCUGAGAUUUGCAUGGAAGAAUUGGGCAGAAGGGACAAUUAGAAAUCUAAUAGACCCAACGUUGUGGACUGGUUCAGGAAUUGAAUUAAUGGAGAGAUGCAUCAGAAUCGGAUUAUUGUGUAUGCAGAGGACUAGAACCGAUAGGCCAACCAUGUCUUCUGUUACUCAGAUGCUUAGUCAUUCUUCCUCUAUCCCUCUACCUAAUAAAUUUUGGCAUGGUAGCUUUGGGAUCAUUGGAACCUUGAACAAUGUGGAAGGUGUUUCUGAUCCAAGGUCUAGAGCAAAAGUUCAACCCUUCAUUGCGAAGAUGCGGUGUGCCACUACUGGUAUCAUCAAUAAGAUACGUAGAAAAUGAGGUUAAACCCUCUUGAUGCAACACUGAGCUCACCUCAGCUUAUUAGUUGUAGGACAAUAAGCAACUCAAGGAACUCUUGUUGUUAUUUGAUCAUGUUUCUUUUUUUUGAAUUAAUCAACUAUCUCAAGUCUUUAAUAAGA
Messenger RNA from Rosa rugosa (rugosa rose), 683 nucleotides. RefSeq names its product cysteine-rich receptor-like protein kinase 26. The record is from RefSeq and is a predicted model, not a curated record. Bases 40 to 543 code for a protein of 167 amino acids. The transcript is spliced from 3 exons. Gene Ontology annotation, biological process: protein phosphorylation. Gene Ontology annotation, molecular function: protein kinase activity; ATP binding. Lineage: Eukaryota; Viridiplantae; Streptophyta; Magnoliopsida; Rosales; Rosaceae.